Molecule: messenger RNA, 303 nt
Organism: Alternaria alternata
Lineage: Eukaryota; Fungi; Ascomycota; Dothideomycetes; Pleosporales; Pleosporaceae
Exons: 1
Coding region: 1-303 (100 amino acids)
Source: RefSeq, a predicted model, not a curated record
AUGAACAACUUCGACUCCCACCCGCGCAUCUUGUCGCUCUCUUCCGCUUCAACCCCAUCUUCCAUCCCCACAACACCCUCUUCGCAGUCUCGCCGCCAAUCUCACGAGUCGGCCCACGACGCCCACCACUUUGUCAACCAAGAAGAAAAGACGCAACACAAGCUCAACCUCAGCAUCAAAAAGAUGUGGGAAGGCGUCAAGAAGCACGCUAUCGAGCACCACAAGAGCGUCAACGCUGCAUACAUGGCCAGCUACGGAUGCGGCGCUCCCUCCGGUACUGUUACCCAGGGCAAGCCCUUGUAG